AGACUGCGGCCAAAUCUCGGAGACAGCAGUGUUUCCCCCGUCUCCUGCAGUGGGCCCAGCAGAGUCAGCCUCUCAACUCCCCCCGCCCCCCGCAGGCAUCUAGUCGCGCCUCGCCACCGCCCUCCUAGGCUGAGCUAGUAGUGCCAGCUCUGGGCGGGGUCCUGCGGUUGUGCUAGGCUCCUCCUCCCCGGCUCUUCCCCUCCCCCAGGGCCCUCCUGCGCUAACUGUGCUCCUCCAGGCCCCUGCGCCUGCUCCCAGCCAUGGUAGCCAGGCUCACCGCUUUCCUCGUUUGCCUCGUUUUCUCCUUGGCCACCCUGGUCCAGAGAGGAUAUGGAGACACAGAUGGUUUUAAUCUGGAGGAUGCACUGAAAGAAACUUCCUCAGUAAAGCAGAGAUGGGACCACUUCAGCACCACGACUAGGAGGCCAGUAACAACCAGAGCCCCAGCAAAUCCAGCAGAGAGAUGGGACCAUGUUGCCACUACUACAACUAGAAGGCCAGGAACAACUAGAGCACCAUCAAAUCCUAUGGAACUAGAUGGGUUUGACUUGGAAGAUGCCUUGGAUGAUCGAAAUGAUCUAGAUGGCCCCAAAAAGCCAAGUGCAGGAGAAGCAGGAGGUUGGUCAGACAAGGAUCUUGAAGACAUCGUGGAAGGUGGGGGAUACAAACCUGACAAGAAUAAAGGCGGUGGUGGUUAUGGCAGCAACGAUGACCCUGGAUCUGGCAUAUCGACAGAAACUGGCACCAUUGCAGGUGUGGCCAGUGCCCUUGCUAUGGCCCUGAUUGGAGCUGUAUCCAGCUAUAUCUCCUACCAGCAGAAGAAGUUUUGCUUCAGCAUUCAGCAGGGCCUCAAUGCAGACUAUGUGAAGGGGGAGAACCUGGAAGCUGUUGUGUGUGAGGAACCCCAAGUGACAUACUCAAAACAAGAAACGCAGUCUGCAGAACCCCCACCACCUGAGCCACCCCGGAUUUGAGGCAGGUGCAUCUGAAGGAAGCCACCGCUUGUGACCCAGCUCCAGAUUUCAUUUGCCAAUCCUUUCCCCAAGUUUCUUCCCAUGCCACUGGCUGCUUAUUGUAUUGAGUUUUCUGGACAAGCCUUAGGUGUUCAUGAGUGUGGUUUCUGUGCCCUGUCCUGCAGACUACGGUGACUGCUCUGCCAUGGGUCCUCUAAAGAGACUUGGUGCUGAGACUUGAGACCCAGAUUCAGCAGAUUACUAGCACCAGCAUUGAAAGUUUCUGGGUGAUAGAGACAGCUGGAUUCAGCCUUAGCAUGGGAAAAGGAGGAUGCCCAAGGUGGGGGUGGACCAGAGGAUGGUUGGGGCAGCACUGCAGCACAUUUCUGCUUAAGCAGGCUCUAGGUACUAUGAAAUCCGUUACCUACAUGCUACAGUGGGUUGUUGUGCUGCUGACCACUGAGAGCUGUGAGGAGCAUGCUCAACGGGCAUCUGGUGCAUAUGGAACCCAUUUUAAGACAAAUCAGACAGCACCAAGCUGCAACACACAUACAUGUGUACACACACACACCCUACAUGUGUGCGCACACACACAUAACACCUAGGCACUUUUAAAAAAUUGAUUGUUCUUCCCAACUUCAUGUUUCAUAUUGUUCAGCUUCCAGAGAGCUUGUCCAGGUGAAGGCUCUUCAGUGAUUUUAGUGCAAACAUGGUCUCACAAUAGUCUUACCCCAAGAUUAGGAAUAAGGAGCAUGUGGGAGCUGUGACUUGCGGUUUGAUUCCCAUCAGAUUGUGUAGGGAUCUCCGGCUGGCCUGGUAACAGGUCUUGGAAGUCACCUACAAAUGAACUUUCUCCCAGGUCAGGGUGGGUGUUUACACUACCCUGUACAUGAUCUUAUUUAAGUAACAAGAGCUACAGAUCCUGAGAAUGAACGUGGAAACCAGAAGCAUGCUUGUUGUUUUAUUAGAAGAGGAUGGGAAAAGGGGAAGGUAGGGGAAGGGAUACUAGCUUAGCUGCCUUUGUAGUUGUGUAGCUGUCCUCCAUGUCUGCUCUGAAAAUGGCUCUGACCAUGUUCAUAGUGGUAAAUACAGGAAACCAAGGGCCAGGGCCAGAGCUGACUGCUACCCCUAGUUUGGGCUGGAUCUGCCUGCUUCCUGGAUUGUUUCUUUGGCUCCAGUGAGCUUGACAGUGAACCCUGCAGGUGAAAGCUAAGCUAGUUUCCACCCCAUAUAAACUAAUAGUUUGCCACGUCAAAAGGCACUUCUGAAAGCAGUGUGUGUCACUGUGAAGGCAAGAUCUACAGCUCCUCUGGAUGACAUGAUUGGCCCCAUAUAUCCCAUAAGCUGUGAAUUGGCUCCUUCACCUCUGCUGAGCUGGGAAGAGGCAACACUCACCUUAAGAAACUCCCUAACUCUUGUGCUGUCUAAUGCAUGCCUUGAGUGUGUUUGUUGUUUAAAGACUAUUCUUGGUGGAGGGCUGCUGGUGGUGUCAUGUUUCCAGGCAGCCUGAACACCAACUCCUACUGUAUACCUGUGGGCGAUGGGAUGCCCCCUUUGCUUGGCCUUUGGUCCCAGACAGUCCAGGUCUGAGGAUCCAAUAGGGAAACUGGAGCACUGGGAAAAUGACACUAAGAUGGAAAAAAAAAAAAAAGCUCAUGGCCUCAGGAAGCCUGCCUUAUUCUUCAGGAAGUUAAUAAUCCAAGGAGGCAUCACUUGCAAGAUGUGUCAGUUUCUAGAACCCCUUAACUUGCUGGUCGGAUUGCUGUCAACAUUGUCAGGAUUGUGCCUUACCGACACCAAGGACAACAGGAUAUGAUGGUGCCACCAUUUGGCCAGUGCUGGGCUAUAGGUGACUUAAAGGAAGGAUUUUAGUAUUUCUGGUCUGUUGACAUGUAGCUAGGGUAAUCUCAGGAGGGUUGUCUACCUUUAUGCUGAGGCCUGUCUGAUGGCAAAGCCCUCAAACCCUACGGCCAUGAUGUAAAAUAAAUGCCCUCUUGUUAAACUGUUUUCUCAAUAGCACUGGUUCCAGUGAAAAAGAGCUCUAAUUUGCUCUCCCUUAGCUACCUCGGUGCCUUUUGCAUAAAGCCCUUCUGCAUAAAACCCAUCACUCAGCCCGCAGGCGCUAGCUAAGUGGCUGGACAGGCCUGGGCGGGCCAUCGGCCUCCUGUUCAUACAGUUUCAUCCCAGGGGCCGGGCUCCUCCUUCCCACUGGCAUUUUAUACUUGGUGGGGCAUUGUGGCCUGCAGAAGGCUUGGGACUGGUCCUGUAACUGUGUCCCCCCUGAAGGUUGAGUUGGCCAACUUGGGUUAGUCCCAGGUGACAGAAGGGAGAAACCAAAUGAAGCAGAAGAGCCAAUUGCCAAGAUCAGAUCUCGAUCAGUGAAACUUGACAGGAAGAACUUUAGAAAUGCUCAACAUUCUCAAGUGGCUUGAUGUAGGGGCUCCUACCCUGGUGUAGGGCAGGCCCACUGCCUCAGCCACUUGGGUUGUGGUUAGUACCAGUUCUCUGAGGAAGACAUGUUGGAGACUGCCAGAAUCCCUGUACAUCGUUUUACGUGCUUGUGUCCAAGUGUGAAUUGUAAAUGGUCUAGUGUUUGCAUUAAACAAAGUGGACUCUUAACAGCUCCUUA
Messenger RNA from Mus caroli (Ryukyu mouse), 3582 nucleotides. It is a transcript of the gene Cd99l2, whose product is annotated as CD99 molecule like 2. The record is from RefSeq and is a predicted model, not a curated record. Lineage: Eukaryota; Metazoa; Chordata; Mammalia; Rodentia; Muridae.